AUGGGGACGAACGAAAAACUCAAAGUGGCUUCCAUCGCGACAAAUUGGCCAAAGAUCGAAAGCCGAGAGCUCCAAGCGGCUGGCAUCUACCUUUCCUCGGUCCCGGGCAAAGCAGCAAGGUGCGUAAGGGCCGAAAUCGAAGAGCGUCACCAAGGCGCCAAGAGGACUGCUUCAGCAGCGGCUGAGGACCGCGACCAUUCUGUCCCAGCCAGCCGGCACCGGAAGAACUCAUCCGCUGCUGAGAACAGCCUGUCUGACAACCAGGCCCAGACACCCAGCUGGGACUUGCGACUUCCCGAGGAAAUAGAGGCUGAAGGAGAUCCUUACUGGACAAGUACCUCAUCCAGAGCUGGCUCUAAAAUUCCUGUGGCGAAAAUGAGCCCUUUGCCGAUUCCGGAAACCUUCAUUGACCGCAACUCGCCUUCUUCACGCAGGCAGAGUGAUGUUCCACGCGAAGCCGAGUCCAUCGCCUAUCCCAAAACGAGGUCGAGAGCUGGUAGCAUCAAUGCUCUCGCCGAGCCUGCUGCAGCCGGGACGCUGCAGCCAGCCAAGCGAUCCGCCACCGAUGUCUCGCCUAGGAAGACGACUCCAACUGCUAGGAAGACAUCUGCCCCAAGCAAGUCGAACGGCUCCGUGAGCGGGCGGCCACGAACGCGUGGCGGUCCCAACAAAGACUCCACAAGCAGCACCGGCACGACGCGCCCUUCAACAAGGUCGGGCGAACUAUCACCGGGCAACAGGGCGCCAGAGGGAGAACCGCCCUGGAUGAUUGGAAGCUACAAGCCUGACCCUCGCUUGCCCCCCGAUCAGCAAUUGCUUCCCACAGUCGCGCGACGGCUUCAGCAAGAGAAGUGGGAGAAGGAGGGCAAGUUCGGCAGCGUCUACGACAAGGAGUUCCGACCGAUGACAGAUGACGCCCUUCUGAGCCCCCCUGUGCCAGGCCCCAGCGGCGUGCAAGAAGAGGAGAAGCAGCUGCAGGAACAGUCCCGACGAGUGGCCGCUCAAACCAAUAGAGAGCAAGAGCCCGACCCUGAAGCAAGGCACUUCAUACUCGACGAUACCCAAAAUUUCCGACAAGCCUCAGGUCAGCCCGCUGCCAAGCCCGCGGACGCCCGGGCCUGUACCACAAUCGCCCCCUACAGCACAGCAACAACCUGCGAGGGUGCCGGACGCCUUCAGCGGAGAACGACGACGUGGCGCAGAAGAAGGGAGGCUGCGGGUGCUGCAUCAUCAUGUGAUCCAUCCGUUGCAACUGUGGAUGGGUGGAUGAUGGGCGCAACCCUUUUACGACGUUAUGACUUUCCUUUUCUUUACUUUGAUUCAAGCCUUCCGACCAUCGUCAUUCCCUGA
Messenger RNA from Verticillium alfalfae VaMs.102, 1350 nucleotides. RefSeq lists its product as hypothetical. The coding region runs from base 1 to 1350 and encodes 449 amino acids. Lineage: Eukaryota; Fungi; Ascomycota; Sordariomycetes; Glomerellales; Plectosphaerellaceae. The transcript is spliced from 2 exons. The record is from RefSeq and is a predicted model, not a curated record.